AUGAAACUUGGGGUGGCUAGACCAAAGGACUCAGCUAAAGCACUGCAGCCAUGGUCGAUGGGUCUGCAAUGCUUCUAUGAGAAUAUGAAGGGAAUCGAGGUGGAGGUUCAGCAUUCCUUUCAUCGGAGGCACGGGGCUCAGACUUUUACUUCCGCCGCCUCAACUAUAGAGGCUCAGCGGUGGCUUGAUAGGAUGGAGAGAGUUUUCUCCCAGAUGGAGCUUCCAGAGGACAGGAAAGUGAAUUUGGCAGUACAGUUCCUCGAGGAUACCGCCAGGCAUUGGUGUACUGGUGUUGUCAAUGACCCUACAAAUGCUGGCCCAAUGACCUGGGAUAUGUUUAAGGAUCAGUUCUUGAGUUUGGAGAAGAGAGAUGAUCAGUCAGUGUUGGAGUUUGAGCAAGAGUUUCUCUCCUUGGCUCACCACGUGCCUGAUUUGGUUUGUACUGAGCAGAGUAAGAUUCGUAGAUUUGUCCAGGGACUUGGAGGAAAGAUUAAGGAUAAGAUGUUAGGCACACCGUACCGGAGUUUUGGUGAGGCAGUAUCUUAUGCCAUGGACAUUGAGUCGGACUCACCUGCCGGUUUUCACCCUAGGGAUCCUGGUGGCCCUAGCCAGGGUCCAUCUAAGAAGGCUACUUCCACAUCCGGUUCUGGAUCUUCCGUGGGUAAUGGAAAGAGCAGUGGUUCCAGUUCGUGUCAGUCAGCUCAGUUUGGGCAGUACCAGACAGUGGGGUGUUUCAUGUGUGGUCAGCAGGAUCACUUCAGGAAGGACUGCCCUCUUUUGACUCAGGGAGCCAGAUCUACCCCCACUCAGACUGUUGGCCAGUCCUCUGCUGGCGGUUCUACUAGUGGUGGCCGUACUAGUUCGGUAGGCCGACCUGGUUCUCAGCAGGGCAGGGGUCAGCGAGGUUGUUCGGUGACACAUGCUAGACUGCACGCCAUGACACAGCAGGAGGGCCGUGAUUCACCGAAGAGGGAGGUGUUAAAUAUUGAGGAUAUUCCUGUGGUCAGGAAGUUUCCGGAUGUGUUUCCUGAUGAACUACCUGGUUUGCCUCCAGUAAGAGAAAUAGAUUUCACCAUUGAAUUGCUCCCUGGUACUACACCAAUAUCUCAGGCACCUUACAGAAUGGCCCCAGCAGAAUUAAAAGAGUUAAAGACUCAGUUACAGGAGUUGUUGGAUAAAGGUUUCAUUCAGCCAAGUGUAUCUCCUUGGGGUGCUCCGGUGCUUUUUGUUAAGAAGAAGGAUGGCACCUUGAGAUUAUUAAUCAAUGCUCCUGCAGCUUUUAUGGAGCUCAGGAAUCGAGUAUUCUGCCCAUACUUGGACCGUUUUGUGAUUGUGUUUAUUGAUGACAUUCUGGUUUACUCCGAGAGUGAUGAGCUUCAUAUUAAGCAUUUGAAGCUAGUGCUUCGGACUUUGAGGGAGGCUAAGCUAUAUGCCAAGUUGAGUAAGUGUGAAUUCUGGCUUAACAGCAUAGGAUUCUUGGGUCAUGUGGUGUCAGUUGAAGGUAUUAGUGUGGAUCCUCAAAAGGUGGAAGCGGUUUUGAACUGGGAAAGACCCACCACUGUGACAGAAAUUCGUAGUUUCUUGGGUUUAGCUGGUUAUUAUCGGCGGUUCGUUCAGGAUUUCUCUAGACUUGCGGCUCCUCUCACUAAAUUGACCAGGAAGGGUGCUAAAUUUUUUUGGUCAGAGGACUGUGAACAAAGUUUCCAAGAACUCAAAAGACGUUUAACUAGUGCCCCAGUUCCGGCAUUGCCUGAUGAUAGCGGGAAAAUUGAUGUCUAA
Messenger RNA from Rosa chinensis, 1779 nucleotides. RefSeq lists its product as uncharacterized. Lineage: Eukaryota; Viridiplantae; Streptophyta; Magnoliopsida; Rosales; Rosaceae. The transcript has 7 exons. Gene Ontology annotation, molecular function: zinc ion binding; nucleic acid binding. The record is from RefSeq and is a predicted model, not a curated record. Bases 1 to 1779 code for a protein of 592 amino acids.